CGUUCCCCACCUUAUCCAACGAAACCCCAGCCAACCAAUCGAAAUCCCAAAUUCUGAAUCACAACCGUAGAGGGGAAAAAAAAAAAACAAUCCGAAAUGGCUCUCAUUCUCCAACCUGCUUCCCUCCACACUCUCUUCUUCCUCCACCCCCUCCCCAAUGGAAACCAUUCUCUUCUCCUGUUCUUCCAAUCCAAUACUGAAUCUCAAAUCAGUCUUCUCCAAAUCCCCUUCUCUCCCAUGCCUCAACAAGCCCAUCGUCUCCUCCGUCCUCAAAAAACCAAUCCAAUCUACCUAUUCAUCUCUUUCCUCACCCAACAACAACAGCUGGCUUUCCUUCCUGCAUCAUAGCUUGGCUGCAGCAGCUAUUUCCGUUGCGAUCAAUUUCUGCCCUCUACCGACCGCUGCAAGCCUUGCGAUGGCUUCGGAAUUCGACGUGCUGAAUGAGGGGCCGCCGACGGAUUCGUACGUGGUGGACGACGCCGGAGUGCUCAGCCGGGUGACCAAGACUGAUCUCAAGCGCAUCUUUGCCGACUUGGAGUCGAGGAAGAACCUGCACGUCAAUUUCAUUACCGUUCGCAAGCUCACGAGCAAAGCAGAUGCUUUUGAGUAUGCAGACCAAGUGUUAGAGAAAUGGUAUCCCACUGUUGAAGAAGGGAACAACAAGGGAAUAGUUGUGCUUGUCACCACACAGAAAGAAGGGGCGAUAACAGGCGGACCAGGUUUUAUUGAAGCCGUGGGAGAAAAAGUACUCGAUGCCAUUGUGUCAGAGAACCUUCCUGUUCUUGCAACAGAUGAGAAGUACAAUGAAGCCAUGAUUAGCAGUGCUAAUCGUUUGGUUGCUGCCAUUGAUGGCCUGCCAGAUCCGGGUGGUCCUAAAUUCAAAGAUAAUAAGCGUGAAUCCAACUUUAAGAGCAAGGAAGAGACUGAAGAGAAGAGAGGGCAAUUCAGCCUGGUGGUUGGCGGCUUAUUGGUUAUUGCUUUUGUAGUUCCAAUGGCACAGUACUAUGCUUAUGUUUCUAGGAAAUAGGAGAUUUUAUAUCAAGAAUUUAAUAAGCAUGUGCUUGCAGCAGUGUUGGAAACUUACUAGCU
Molecule: messenger RNA, 1089 nt
Organism: Phalaenopsis equestris
Lineage: Eukaryota; Viridiplantae; Streptophyta; Magnoliopsida; Asparagales; Orchidaceae
Product: UPF0603 protein Os05g0401100, chloroplastic
Exons: 3
Coding region: 158-1027 (289 amino acids)
Source: RefSeq, a predicted model, not a curated record